Molecule: messenger RNA, 2489 nt
Organism: Phymastichus coffea
Lineage: Eukaryota; Metazoa; Arthropoda; Insecta; Hymenoptera; Eulophidae
Product: zinc finger protein 1 homolog
Exons: 6
Coding region: 331-1770 (479 amino acids)
Biological process (GO): regulation of gene expression
Cellular component (GO): nucleus
Source: RefSeq, a predicted model, not a curated record
CAGCUGAUCUCCCAGCCGUCAGUGGCGCUAGUCGUCGUGUCAUGUAUAUUCCCAGCGAGAGAAAGAGAGAGAGAGAGAGAGAGAGAGAGAGAGAGAGAGAGUGGGAGAGAGAGAGGGAGAAACAAAGACAGAGCUGGCAUUGUUGCCGUCGGAGAAGGGGCAAAUAAAAAAGAACCCGAAUGUUUGUGUGCUGUGUUUUUCUCCGUCUUGUUCUCGCUCGCUCGCCUGCGCCUGACGCACUUGCUGUGCACACAAAUACGUCUCCUCGCUAAUAACUAUGUUGUUCGUGUGAGAGAAACGAGUAGUAGUGUAUAUUGUGUUGUUGCAAUUAUGUUUGCAUAUAACACCACUUCUAAUCCCGAUCUAACUGAAAUUGGGAUCGUCGAGGAAGAAAUUAUCACUCACGAUAAAUUCUUGAGCAGUGGAUCUAUCGAAAAAAGACAUGACUUGUGUGAUGAGUUGGUCAACAUUUUGAACAAUGAAGUGGCGCUAGAAGUGCGAGGUAGCGAUUCUGAAGGCAUGAGUUGUAAUAGUUCGGUCUUCAGCUACGAUCACGACCGUGGUCACACGUCAACGAGAGACACCGAUUCUCCCAACUACGGAGAGGCAUUCACUCCUCCGACGCCAGGAAAACCAAAACGCAAACGCCGAAGGAAAGGCAGUCCGAGUCCCGAACCAAGAGUGGCUUCCUUGAAAUACAAGUGUCUAAAGUGCAAUAAACGCUACAAAACUUUCUACGCCAUCAACAAUCACGUGAAGAGUAAGUGUUGCGUUACCCUCAAACGUUAUUCCGGGAACAACAAAAUUCAGGUGUUGGUGAGCGAGGGCGACAAAUACGAUAUCAAGGAGAGCGAAAUCGCUGCCCAAAUCGACGAUCGUUCAAUCACCAAACUGACACUCUGUCCGAAAUGUGGCGAAGUAUGCGCAGACAUAAACGAAAUAGAUCAAUGCAAUCCACGCAAAGUCUUUCAAUGUUAUUGUCGCACGUUUAAGAGUCAUCAUAGGAACAACUUGAAAUUUCACAUUCAAACUGAGCAUCCUAUGUCAGAUCUCACCGAACAGGAACUGGACGACACUUUGAUGAGUUAUUGUUCGAUAGAAGAUUCUCACGAUAUUUACGAGCACAAGAUCGAUGUCCAGCCCAAAGAAAUUAUUAAUGACAAAAUCCAGAUUUACUGUCGUGGCUGCGACUCGGUACUCGACGCCGCUCGAGUGCACAGCAAGCGCAACAACUGCUACUACUGUGUGAAGCCAUUAUCCUAUCGCUGUGCGAAUUGCAAGCGUCAAUACUCGAACUCGAGCGCAGUGCACAACCAUUUACGCUACGAGUGCAAUAACCAGCCUCAAUUCGGCUGCCCGCACUGCGAGUAUCGUGCCAAGCAGAAAGGCAAUCUCUUGGCUCAUAUACAGAGGAAACAUACAGCUAAGGAGUGCGCUGGUUGUGGACUCAAGUUCAACGACAAUGUUUCCCUUAGGAUGCACAUGUCCACUCAAUGUCGGACCGAGACUAUGCUCAGAUGUCAACUUUGCACUUUUACUUGUAAUUUCAUCACGAAAAUGAAAGAGCACGUUAGGAUUGAACAUAAAUCGAGAUAUCAAUGUCGGCAAUGCGGUAAAAAAUAUAAGAAUUACAAGUCGUUGAAGAGCCACGAGAAUGCUUGUGGCUCAAAAGCUGACUUCCAGUGUGAGUAUUGCGAUUAUAAGACUACUUACAAGGUCAGGAUUCAGGCUCAUUUACAGACUCGUCAUCCUGAACUUGCUUAUGCUUAGUUGUAACGUACGAUAAGCACGGCGUUGAUUUGAAUAUUGAAAUCGUUUUCUUUUUUACGAGUAUUGAUUGGAACACAACGGUCAAAUAAUUAUUAAUUUACAAAAAGACAAAGAAAAAAAAAGAUAAAAAGCAAUUUCUAUGAACAUUGAUUGUGAAACUUGGUUGGUAUCCAACGAUUUUAUUUGAGUAGAGUGAUGAUUACAAAGCUCAAAAAUCAUUUAUUUUCAUGCGUUUUUUAUAUCUUUAUUAAGAUAAAGUUGAUCUAUAUGCUUCAUAUGUGAUUGUAACGUAUGCAACUAUAUCAAUGAAAUAUGAAACUUCAAUAGAUUAAAUAAUUAUGUCAAGAUGUUCGUAGAAUAAUUUUCUUGAUCAACUUUAAUUUAGCAAGAGACAUUCGACACAAAAAUCUCGCUUCAUUUAAUGAAACGGUGAAUCUGAGAAAAGAGAAUAGUUAUCAAUCAUAAGCGUGAAAAGGCACUUGUUUUUUUACACGUAUCCUCGGUGAAAUACGAAAUACUCUCUCUAAGAAUAUUAUAUUUUAAAGAAUGUAAAUGGUAAAAACGUUGGAAAUUUAAUAUAAUUUACUAAUUGGUUUUAUGGUGGUUAGUUUUUAAAUAUAAUAUAUAGAAUAUACUUACGGCAAUUUAUGAUAUUUUGCUAAAAGUGCAAGUUGUAUUGAUAUUAUAUUAUAUUGAAUGAUUUUUAAUAACAUUUUUUA